This is a messenger RNA of Acanthoscelides obtectus, 873 nucleotides long. The record is from the annotation of a GenBank genome assembly. NCBI's taxonomy places the organism in Eukaryota, Metazoa, Arthropoda, Insecta, Coleoptera, Chrysomelidae.
AUGGAGGUUUCGGUGAACUCCUUUAGAACAACGGGACUAUUUCCGCUUAAUAGAAAUAUUUUCCGAGAUCAUGAUUUCUCAGUGUUCGAAGUUGAGGAGAAAUUAACAGUCCCUGAAGAUACUGUAAGUCGUCCUCCACCGGGAUCUUCCACAGAAUCUAGAAACAUUGAAUAUACUUCAGGAAAAUCAGAAGGUAUCAGUUGCAUUAAAACAGCUUUAGAUAAUCCCCGUCCAGGAACUUCCAAAGAUUCUAGCGAUAUUGAGGAUGCCGCAGAUGAUCCACGGCCGGGAAAUUCAAAAGAGUCCAAUGAUCAGGGGGCUGUAAAUAGUUCUCGUAAAGCCGUCAAAUACCUUUCAGAACCUACAAAGCUUGUCAGUCCAGUGCAGAUAAAACCUCUUCCCAAAAUAAAGAGCAAGAAGCCCAGUGCUCGUGCAGGCAGUGCAGCAUUGAUUACCUCAUCUCCUUACAAAGAUGAUUUAACAGAAAGUUUGGAUAAGAAACGUAAAAAGGAAGAUUCCGCAAAACAUAGCAAAGUUACAUCAGUUACAAAGAAGGUUAAGUUUGACGAUGCAAGGGAAGCAAAGUUUCGCAAACCAAAAAGUACUAAACGGUUUAAAAAGAAGAGGGCCGAUUUAAGUGACAGCUCAACUGAUGAAAGCGAUGACUUGGGAGAAGUUGUUGUUGAUGAUGAGAGUGAUGGUGACGAAAAUUAUGACGCAGAAUGCCUCUUCUGCACAAGCAUGUAUUCUGCAGACAAGCAUGGUGAACAGUGGGUUAGGUGUACUGUGUGCUACAGAUGGGCCCAUGAAGAUUGUGGUGCAGAAGAUCCUAUCUUUGUGUGCCCAAUGUGUGAAAAAAGACAGAAAAAGUAA